Messenger RNA from Coniosporium apollinis CBS 100218, 405 nucleotides. RefSeq lists its product as uncharacterized. The coding region runs from base 1 to 405 and encodes 134 amino acids. Gene Ontology annotation, cellular component: mitochondrial outer membrane. Gene Ontology annotation, biological process: mitochondrial outer membrane translocase complex assembly; protein insertion into mitochondrial outer membrane. The record is from RefSeq and is a predicted model, not a curated record. The transcript is spliced from 2 exons. Lineage: Eukaryota; Fungi; Ascomycota; Dothideomycetes.
AUGUCCGACGACUCGCUCAUAUCCUCCUCCUUCAUCGAACCCCUAGCACCCAGCAACUCCGAUGACUCGAUAACAGCAUCCACUUCUUUCAUCGAGCCUCCCGCGCCCACACUCUCCGAAGAUGAGGGCGUGGACUCGUUACCUUCGACAUCGGUGACCGAGUCAGAGAUCGAUGACGAGGAGCCCUCGGAUGCGGAUCGUGAGUGGAGGGAGUCGCUGCAGCAGAUUGAGCUGCUGCUGACGAUGGUGGUGGUGCCGUACUUGGGAAAAUAUUUUGGCAGGAAGUGCGCGUAUUGGGGAUGGGCGAAGUUCAUGGAAUGGAAAUACCCCGACGUUGAGGUCGUCUUCACGAGUCCGAGAACUUUCAAGGCUGCAGGCGCGAUAGAAGCAGCUGCAUCACUAUGA